Messenger RNA from Fimicolochytrium jonesii, 1425 nucleotides. RefSeq lists its product as uncharacterized. Lineage: Eukaryota; Fungi; Chytridiomycota; Chytridiomycetes; Spizellomycetales; Powellomycetaceae. The coding region runs from base 1 to 1425 and encodes 474 amino acids. The record is from RefSeq and is a predicted model, not a curated record. The transcript has 7 exons.
AUGGCCACCAUUGGAGGCUUGUCCAUCUCAUCGUCCACACUUACAGCGGAUGACUCGACCGGGCAUCCCCGACUUCCCACCCACUGGAGUACAACGAGCUUAAGCGGCAAGCACGCGAUCUCAUGGACCGUCACGAAUACCUUCCUGCCAAACGCUGUCUCACGAGAGCUGCCGACGACCUGCUGCGCAGCAUACCUUUGUACGUUAACGAUACUCCGCUUGCGCAUCAAGUGCUGCCACGCACUCGGUGAGAAGCGUAUGCCCGAAACCGACAUUGACUUUGCCCUGGAGGACCUGGAACACCUGCUUGCCACUGGCAUCUUCCCCAUUGAGGAGAUUCUCCCGGAUGUUGUAGAUGAUUUGCGGAACAUGAAAGCUCAAGCAAAGCUUGUGAAGGCUCGCCUGUCGUACGCCCUCCCCAUGCAAGCGGCGCCGCAGCGCAGGAAGAACGGCAAGAGAAAGAAGAAGCAACCGGCCACGAACAACGAUUUGAUGGUCACUCCGGCGGAAAAGCUCGUCUCCCUGGGGGUCGCAAAGGACGCCGUGUUCGCGGAUGACGGUUGCACCAUCUGUCUUACUGCGUGGAGUUCACCACGCUCACCUUGGCAACGAUUUACUCGAUUUAGCCAUGCAAGCACGCCAGUUGUGGCCCGUGUCUCGCUUGCUUCCACAAGGCGUCGGUCGAAGUUUCCAUUUGCGUACGUCCUCUGCCGCGCCGCCCUGCCCGACUCGCUUGUCACUACCUUGGCCAAUGUGAGGAUCCAGCGCAACCUCGUACCAGCUUUGAAGGACCUUCCGCAUCACCUAAGCGAGUCCGACGGCGAUGACCGUCGUCGUCUUCUCACAAGCCUCUUGACAGCGCACGAAUCUGUCCUGGCACAAGUCACCGCCAUCCUCUUCAGUAUGGUGGGCGUGGUGAGCACCACCGCCGCCAAAACUCCAGCAACAGCUCCCCUCCUCCUACAAUCCGACCAUCCGGAUUGGAAGGCCACGUUCGCCCGUGCCCAUGUCGUCUCGGAUGCGCUGGAGAAGGCGCGCGACAAUGCGGCCGCAGACAUCUACGAGCAUCUGACGAGCAUACAGUACAAACGCCGCCGGCAAGAUGGGCGCAGCGAUGGACGCGGAGCGGUCCACGUCGACUUGCAGGGCUUGCAUAGGGUACACGUCAUCACAGGGAAAGGAUCGCCUAGCAAGGAUGGCGAGGGUGUUUUGAGGGAGUUGGUGAAGAUCUGUCAGCCGAAAAGGGCUCUCGUGUUAUUGCCGUCAUCGAUCAAAGCAGAGUCUCGAUGGGGCUCGUUCUCGAAAACGCAGCGCUAUAAUAGAGCGACAGGGAUGAGGUUUGAAGAAGUAUGUACCGCAAAGCUCAGCACGGGAGCAUGGAACAUCGAAACGGAGGGAAGAGGAGUUAUACCUACACUUGGCUAG